Ichthyophthirius multifiliis is the source of this 1470-nucleotide messenger RNA. RefSeq lists its product as hypothetical. NCBI's taxonomy places the organism in Eukaryota, Ciliophora, Oligohymenophorea, Hymenostomatida. The transcript is spliced from 2 exons. The record is from RefSeq and is a predicted model, not a curated record. The annotation marks the transcript as partial.
CAACUAAAAAAAAUAUGACGACCUCCUUUAGUCAUAUAAUAAAAAACUAGCCUAAAUACGUACCACUCCAUUAGAAGAAAGACCAUAGAAUGGUUUGUACACCCCAUCAAAUAGUAAAUUAUUCACUCCAAACAAUAAUGUACUUAAUAAUGAUUAAUUUUCUAACGAAUCCUUCGGAAUAACCCCAAAAAAGAUUGAUUUUUUAGAAUAAGAAUAAUAAAUACCAAAUACCACUUCUCAUUAAAAAAUAUAAAAUUCAACAUGCAUAUAAAUAUCUAAAAAGUACGAAAACAUGCCUUCAUUAUCAAGUUUAAACAAUAGUGUAUUUGAAAUAGAUGAAGAAAAAAAGCAAGAAUAAAAAACUAAAUAAUAAAAUUAUAAUAAUAUAGAAGAAAUGGAAAAAACAAUAUUAACAGAAGACUUAUAAAUAAAAAAAUUAAGUAAAAACCAAAAAUUAAUAAUAGAAUAAUUCUAUUUAAACUAAAAUAAUAUAAUAAGCUAUAUGCCAAAUUAAAGCGGAAAAACAACUCUUUAUUAAAUCAUGGCUUUAAUUUCUUAAAAAAAUACAUAAUUUUCAUUACUAAUGGUAAUAACAAAUAAUACUUAUUCCCAUAAAAAUAUAAAUUCUAAUGUAAGCUGGGCAUAUCUAAAUAAAUAAAUUGAUGAUGAAAAUAUGAAAACAAUACUUGAAUAUUUAAAUGAAUUUAAAAUUAGACUUUUAUUAAUUAAUUGGGAUUUUGUUUAUGAUGAAAAGCUUUAUUUUUUAAAAAAUAUUGUUGAUAAAAUUAUCAUUGAAGAUCCAAAAAAUGAAAGAUAAUAUUAACAAUUAAAAAAAGCCUUCCCAAAAGUCACAAAAUGGGCAAUAUUGUAUACUCAAACAGUAAAAACUUAAAAAGAAAUGUCAGAAUUAGCCUAAAAAUGUGCAUUAAAAUAAAUUGAGAGCCCCUAAAAAAGCCUCAAAGCAAUCGAUUUUGGAAAAAUAUACUGGAUAUAGACCUAAAAAUAGGAAAAAGAGAAAAACCUAUUUAACUUUUUACAUAAAAACCAACUAAAAAAAGUCAUCCUUUUCCUCCCUUAAACAGAGAAAAAACAAUUGGAAAACACUCAUUCUUAUUUUGCACAAAAAGGGUUGAAAUUCUAGUAUUUUUAGCCAAAAAACAUCCUAUAAUAGACCUAAUAAUUUUAAAAAGAAAACUUCGAUAUUUUAACAGUUUUCUCAGGAACAACUUUGCCUUCUAAAAUAAAAGAAAUUUGUCAAUAUUAUAUUCAUUUUUCACUCCCUUUAAAUAUAAAAGACUAUCUUUCAGAUUUGAAUGGAUUCUAGAGAUUUUUUUUUUAAGAAAAUUAGGUUUUUUAUCAAAAACUAGCAUGUGGUUUUUUAGUUGAAAACGAGUUUUUUUUAUAAAGGAGAAAUUUAAUUUCAUCUUUUAUAACCGAAAACGAAUUCUUAAUAUUCCAAAAGGCCUCUGA